Pyricularia oryzae 70-15 is the source of this 2097-nucleotide messenger RNA. RefSeq lists its product as uncharacterized. The record is from RefSeq and is a predicted model, not a curated record. Gene Ontology annotation, biological process: negative regulation of ceramide biosynthetic process; intracellular sphingolipid homeostasis; ceramide metabolic process. The coding region runs from base 1160 to 1711 and encodes 183 amino acids. The transcript has 4 exons. NCBI's taxonomy places the organism in Eukaryota, Fungi, Ascomycota, Sordariomycetes, Magnaporthales, Pyriculariaceae. Gene Ontology annotation, cellular component: endoplasmic reticulum membrane.
ACCGGAGCACACUGCCCUGUUUGCCCACUUGAGCAAGCAAAUGGGGAGACUACCUGGUCAGACUCGUGUUAUACGAAGUAGCUCUCGCGAAAAUGGCAAGGUACCACUGGUGGUUUUUGUAUUAAUAUGCCAGGGUUUUUGAGAACCACCGUCAAGGGAAGUUGGACAGUGGAUUUUUUCUUUGCUUUUUUUCUUUUUUGUCUCUGCCGGCAUUGCGCGACGUGUCGAAUUGCGUGGGAAUUCGCUGCAUCGACAAUCCAAUUUCAAUAUCGCCCCAUCAUCAUACGGAAUUUGAUUGGAUCGACUGCUCGGAUUGUGGGGAAAUUCAUCAUCUAGAGCACCGAAGCCAAGGAGGGGUAUCCACUGGUUCGGUCGCAGGCCCCAACAAUAGCCUGUGGGAAAGGAGCUGGAAGGGGACGACCCUUUGAAUGAGCUGUAGUGGAUUUGAAUCGACCAGAGACACAGUUAGUUGGCCCGAACCAAACAAACUACAACAACGAGAGCAACUGACGCUCAACACUCUAUUCACGACAAGCACGCACCAAAGUGUCUUGCAAUCAUUUGAUCAGUGCAAUCAACAACUACUACAGUAGAAUUAAUAGUCUCUACCGCUCGCCCGCGAUCCCCCGCGCCACGUUCUUUCCAGUCCAACGCUUCCCAUCUCGACUUUGUUUGUUUGCGUCCUCUCGCAAUCUUUGCUCAACCACCUUUUGCGCACCACACUAAGCGCUAGCCGUCGAGGUUCUUAAUAUUCAACGUCGAUUUGACAUCGCCAAACACAUACGCUGCUUUUUUGUUUUUCUUUUUUGUCUCCAGCCUCGCCUGGAUUUUGACUUUUCUGGCUUGACCGGCUGCAGCGCAAAAGGUCGUAUUCUGCCUUUGUCACAAGCUUCUCAGCUGCGACAAUAAGGGGCAAAACAUACACAGGCAUAAACACGCACCUUGAGACGGGACAAGGAACAGAAAGGCAAACAAGAAAAAAAAAACCCCCCAAGAUCUCGACACGUUCGAGAUCGCUCACCUGCUCCCUCCGCUGUGUUAGACGGCUUCCCGCCGCCACACCGUCAAGCUGUCUUCCCCGAUCCUUAUCCCUCGGAUCGUCUCGUACGACGCGGGCACCAACGUUCCCCGCCGAGGUGGUGCUUACAGUACGAAUCCGAUGGUUCCCGACAACAAGACUGGCCGCCGGAGGAGGUCUAGCAGCAUCCUCCAAGUCUACCAUGAGCCGCAAGAGCCCAUCGAUCAGCUCAACGACCAGUCUACGCUGCCCAACCUGAAUGCGGAAUGGGUUAAUGCCAAGGGCGCUUGGGGCAUCCACAUCGUGCUCAUCAUUGCCCUCAAGAUCCUCUACGAUGUGAUUCCCGGUGUGUCACAAGAGACUUCAUGGACGCUGGUCAACAUCUCGUACAUGCUAGGCUCAUACAUCAUGUUUCAUUACGUCAGGGGCGUCCCUUUUGAAUUUAACGCCGGUGCAUACGACAACCUGAACAUGUGGGAGCAGAUAGACGAUGGCGCACAGUACACUCCUGCCAAAAAGUUCCUGCUGAGUGUGCCCAUUGUGCUUUUCCUGCUGAGCACACAUUACACCCAUUACGACUUGACAUAUUUCACCAUCAACUUCCUGGCCGUGUUGGGUGUUGUCAUUCCGAAGCUGCCUUUUAGCCACCGCAUGAGGGUUGGUUUGUUUUCUGGGCCGCCGGAGGAUCAAUGAUGGAGGACCACAACUGGAUCGCCGAUCACCAUACUUUGUUUUGUGUCGGGACGGGCAUUUUGUUGGGGAUGGAGGGAUUUGGUGCUGCUAACUAUGAUUUCGAACUGCAACCGCCUACUCACUCACACCCAAGUGAGCCCGCAGAACGUCGAGGUUCUCACGGCAAAUGGCUGCGGUCGGACCCCGUCUGGUCGACAGGUAGAGUGGAAUCGCCAGAUUUAGUCGAGUUUAUCAAGCACUUUGCGGGUUUGGCUUUGAGCUUGAGCAGUUGUCCUGCUCUGCUCUACGUCAUUCAACGCACUCAAUCCAUCCUGAUUUUCCUCAUAAAAUAGCCACAGAGCGCUCUAAGUGAAGAAUUCUCACUAUCUACACCGACGGCUGCCGCC